CCCUCUCCGCUCGCCUCACGAUGCCAGCCAGCCAGGACGCCCCAUGCAUGCCAUCGCGGCGCCUGCGGUGCGCUGGAAGUACUACAGCGCCCCGAGACGGCCAACGGCACCGGGCUGCUCUGGUUCGCAUCACUGGCACUGGCACCGGCAUGGCGCGCUCCCUGCUCGGCGACGCGCUCCUCUUCUCCGCCGGCGCCGCGGUGGGCGCCGUGCUGCUUCUCACGCUGGCAUCGCCCUUCGCUCCGCCCGCCGUCCUGCUGGGACGACGGUCGUCGUCCGCUGCUGGCGGCGGUGGUGAUCGGCGCACGUUCUAUGACGACCCGGAGGUGACGUACACCGUGGACCGUCCCAUCACCGGGUGGGACGAGAAGCGCGCCCAGUGGCUCCGCGCGCACCCGGAGCUGGCCGGCGCCGGCGAGGGGUGCGUCCUGAUGGUGUCCGGCUCGCAGCCGACGCCGUGCCGCUCCCCCACGGGCGACCACGUGCUGACGCGGCUCCUCAAGAACAAGGCGGACUACUGCCGCCUCAACGGCGUGCAGCUGCUGUACAACACGGCGCUGCUCCGCCCGUCCAUGGACCGGUACUGGGCCAAGAUCCCGCUGAUCCGGGCCGCCAUGGUGGCGCACCCGGAGGCGGAGUGGGUCUGGUGGGUGGACUCGGACGCCGUGCUCACCGACAUGGACUUCCGCCUCCCGCUGCGCCGGUACCGCGGCCACAACCUCGUCGUCAACGGCUGGCCGAGCCUCGUGUACGACGAGGCGAGCCCGUCGUGGACGGGCCUCAACGCCGGCGUGUUCCUCGUGCGCAACUGCCAGUGGUCGCUCGACUUCAUGGACGCCUGGGCCGCCAUGGGGCCCGACUCGCCGGACUACCGCCGGUGGGGCGCCGUGCUCACGUCCACGUUCAGGGACAAGGUGUUCAACGAGUCGGACGACCAGUCGGCGCUGGUGUACAUGCUGCAGCACAAGGGCAGCCCGUGGCGGGCCAAGGUGUUCCUGGAGAACGACUACUACUUCCAGGGCUACUGGGUGGAGAUCGUGGGGCGGCUGGGCGAGAUCGCGGCGCGGUACGAGGCGAUGGAGCGGCGGGCGCCGGCGGCGGCGCUGCUGCGGAAGCGGCACGCGGCGAGCUGGGACCACGCGGCGUACGCGGCGGCGAGGGAGGCGGCGCUGGCGGGCGCGGGGCUCGCGGAGAGCGGCGUGCGCGGGUGGAGGCGGCCGUUCGUGACGCACUUCACGGGCUGCCAGCCCUGCAGCGGCGACCGGAACCGGGACUACUCCGGGGACAGCUGCGACGACGGCAUGCGGCGCGCGCUCAAUUUCGCCGACGACCAGGUGCUGAGGGACUACGGGUUCCGGCACGCCGGCCCGCUCAGCGACGACGUGCGGCCGCUGCCGUUCGAUUACCCCGCGGCGGCCGGGAGGCGCUGACAACCAAACCGGGGCGGCGGCGAGUCGGUGGGGUUUUGUCUUUGUGCUGCUGUGCUGUGCGUGGCUGCCCGCUGUCGCUGGUGGGGUUAGCAACGAAAGUCAUGUACUUCAGCCGUGGGGUUCAGUAGAUUUGAUGUCUGCCGUUAUCCAUUUUCUCAUACCAAUAAAAAGUUGCACAGUAACUGUCAAAAAAAGUUGCACAGUACUGUAUA
Molecule: messenger RNA, 1642 nt
Organism: Aegilops tauschii subsp. strangulata
Lineage: Eukaryota; Viridiplantae; Streptophyta; Magnoliopsida; Poales; Poaceae
Product: probable glycosyltransferase 7
Cellular component (GO): trans-Golgi network; membrane; endosome
Molecular function (GO): galactosyltransferase activity
Source: RefSeq, a predicted model, not a curated record